This is a messenger RNA of Corylus avellana, 1251 nucleotides long. RefSeq lists its product as uncharacterized. NCBI's taxonomy places the organism in Eukaryota, Viridiplantae, Streptophyta, Magnoliopsida, Fagales, Betulaceae. The record is from RefSeq and is a predicted model, not a curated record.
CUCGCUCUUGUAUCUCAUUCUUAACUCACGCACGCAGCCUGCACCGGUCCACCCUCCAGACCCAUUUUCUCUCAUCUCACGCAGCUCAGGUUCCAUCUGCGCCGCUCCCGCUCACUCUUCGUACACCGGAGCUCCGAUCAAGAUAAACCUCUCUCUCUAUCUCAGAUUUUCAGCCAUCGACCUCAGGUUGUAGCAGGAUCUGGGUGGUAUUGGUAUCAAGUUAGAGCUUGGGGUAUUGCGUUUGCUUGUGAGAUUGGAAAAUUCUGUAUUCUUGUUUAGAUAUUGAAACAUAGAACAUGUCUAGUAAGAAGGAAGAGAAAGGCCAGGCUGCGGCUGAAAGAAUCAAGGCAGCAACCUUGAGUGCAGCAAAGGGUCUUAGUCGUGCUCAGGCUGAAAGGGCAGCGACUGCUGCAGCCCGAAAUGUUAAUGCUUAUGGGCAGAAGGAGGAAGGACCUAGUAGAUGGCAAGAGAAAAGGGAAGCAAAGAGGCAGAUGUAUCUGAAUAGUACUGAGAAGGCUGUGAGAUUGGGUGAAAGAAAAGACCUUAAGGCUUCUAUGUCCACCGUGAGUGGUGUGGCUUCACAGUGCCAGAAGUGUUUUGAGAGUGGGCAUUGGACCUAUGAAUGCAAAAAUGAACGAGUUUACAUCUCCCGACCCUCACGGACCCAGCAGCUCAAGAAUCCCAAAUUGAGGAUGAAGGUGUCAAUCUCUUAUGAUUUAGAUAAUAAUCCAGAUGUUAAGGAGGAGAAAGCCGAAAAGAGCUCUAAGAAAAGCAAAAGGAAGCAUCGGUCAGAUUCUGAUUCUGGUAGUGAUAGUGAGGCUUCAGUUUUUGAGACUGAUAGUGGGGCAUCAUCAGUUACGGGAUCAGAUUCUUCUUCAGAGGAAAGUAGUUCGGGUUACAGUUCAUCAUCUGAUUCAGGAGAGGAGAGGCGGCAGCGGAGGAAGAAAAAGAAGCAGAAGAGGGGAAGGCGUAAGAGGUACAGCACAUCUUCUGAGUCUUCUGAUUCGGACUCGGCUUCAGGGUCUGAUUCUUAUGAUAAGAGCAGUCGCAGGAAGAGCAGGAGGCAUGGCCGAAGGCGCUGAAGGAUUUCCUCUUAACAGUAUGGAGCAUUGUAUUGCAGUAAUAUUUGCCUUUUCUGUUUUAGUGCUCUCAUAUUAUCUUUACAGUUUUUAGUAUACAUUUAUCUUUACGACGUUGUCAUGGAAGUAAUAGUAAUAGUGCCAUAUGAAUAAAUGUGAAGUAUUACAUUUA